Messenger RNA from Parasteatoda tepidariorum (common house spider), 578 nucleotides. The record is from RefSeq and is a predicted model, not a curated record. Lineage: Eukaryota; Metazoa; Arthropoda; Arachnida; Araneae; Theridiidae.
CAAUGAUUUGGAUUCCUAAUCAACUUGUUGGAGCUCCUCUUUCCACCAACAUAUUGCUUCAGUGCAACUUGGAAUCCCAUCCCAAAUCUGUGACAUAUUGGAUAAAAGAAGGUGGAAUUAUGGUGCUCACUAAUAACAAGUACAAAACAGAAGUUCAGCCGGGUGUGUUGUACAAAUUCCAACUGAAACUCUACAUUCACAAUUUAGAACCAGAUGACUACGGAUCUUAUACUUGCGUCGCCAAAAACUCUCUUGGGGAAACGGAAGGGACUAUAAGACUCUAUGAAAUUCCGCCGCCAACAUCGAUUGAAAAUACGGCAGAGAAAGAUAUCCUCCUUUCCAAAUCGGAAAAAUUACGAAAUGGACACAAACAGAAUUCAUUCAAAAAACACGAGGAAAACGGUAAGGUAUUAGAUUUUUUAGUUUCGGGUGAAACUUUUCGCAAUGUGUGUAUUUAAAGAAAAUCGAAGACUCAUUUAAUUAAAAAUACCAGUUUUCUAAAAUGCGUUCGCAAAAUGCAGGAUAUUAAGUAAACGAAACUGAUAUUGAAAAAUUGAAACUUAAAAAUGGAACUGUUU